Molecule: messenger RNA, 1205 nt
Organism: Malaya genurostris
Lineage: Eukaryota; Metazoa; Arthropoda; Insecta; Diptera; Culicidae
Gene: sturkopf
Product: lipid droplet-associated hydrolase
Exons: 2
Coding region: 96-1031 (311 amino acids)
Biological process (GO): lipid storage
Cellular component (GO): lipid droplet
Molecular function (GO): lipase activity
Source: RefSeq, a predicted model, not a curated record
GUCAACGCUGACUAUCAUCCCUGUUGGUUUUUAAAUUCAUAAUAAUAAUUAUUAUAAAUAUAUAAUAAUAAAGCAGUAUAGCAAUCCGAAUAAAUAUGCAAGAAUCAUAUCCAAUAAUAAGGAAAGUACCAACACACAUAAUAACUUGGGGUAAAUGGAUUGAAGAAUCACUCGGAGAUUGCAAAGAGAUAGUAAUAUGUAUCACUGGGAAUCCUGGAUUACCCGGAUUCUACACAAAAUUUUUAUCAACUGUGUACGAAUGCCUCAACAAAGAGAUACCUGUGUGGGUUAUCGGUCAUGCCGGUCAUGAUGAGGCUAGCGAAAGCCCAUACAAAAAACCUGUUCCUCCGAUGAAAAGCAACGAAAAUUUGUACGAUCUCAAAGGUCAGUUACAACAUAAAAUUGAGUUUAUCCGUAAAUAUGUCCCACACGAUGUAAAAAUACACCUCAUCGGACACUCUAUCGGAUGUUAUCUAGCAUUGGAGCUUUUAAAAACUGCUGAAGUAAGCGAACGCAUUCAAUAUUGCUAUCUUUUAUUUCCAACGAUUGAACGAAUGGCUGAGUCAAUUAAUGGUUUUAUUCUGAUGAAAAUGGUGAAGCCAAUUUAUUUUUGCAUACGAUGGUUUUAUCAGUUGUUUGCUUUGCUUCCAAAUAUUGUCAAAAUUUGGUUGAUCUACGUAUACUUUCUGUUCACUCGCACUCCAAAAUAUUAUUUGGGUACUGCGUUGAAAUACACAAAUCCUGCAGUUAUGGACAAAGUUUGGUUUUUGGCCAUGGACGAAAUGAAUCUUGUUCGUGAGUUAGAUCAUGAAACCAUUGCAAUAAAUAAUCACCGACUGAAAUUUUACUACGGCGCCUCUGAUGGUUGGGCUCCAUCGAAAUACUACCAUGAGCUUAAGCACAAGUUUCAAGACGUCAAUGCUGAGCUAUGCACUAGGAAUAUUGAUCAUGCAUUUGUACUACGUUCAGCGGAUAUAAUGGGUUUUAUGGUUGGUGAGUGGAUACUGAAACAAAGAGUUAUUCUUCAGUGACUGUUUUGUUUGACUGAUUAGGGAAUAACACGAAUAUACUAAUGUAUAGUAAUAAACGAUGUUAAAUUUUUGGUUCGAACAAACUUUUCAAAAUGACUUAUAAUGAAAACCAACUACUCACAAGAUAUGUGAUGGGAAAAAGAAAGAAAAAACAAAUAAAUAGCUUCGAAAACA